AUGAGGACAUUCAGAGAUACUCUGGCUACCUGCGGUUUGAUGGACCUUGGCUACUCUGGUGUGUCGUUCACUUAUGAUAAUAGGAGAUCGGGCUCCAGGAAUGUUAGGGUCAGAUUGGAUCGUGCAGUGGCUGACGAUGAAUGGAGAGAUUUGUAUGGCCAGGCAAAAAUUGAACAUUUGGUCUCCCCCUGCUUGGAUCAUAACCCAAUCCUAGUUCGGCUGCUGGAGGAUAAUCCAACGGAGCGUAGGAAAAUUAACCGCCAGUACGAGCUGUUCUGGGAAAAGGCUGCGGAGCUACCUGAACUGGUGGCGGAGGCCUGGAAGGAUGCUCAUGCUAACGGCGACUUGGGUGCAGUCUUUGCUGGCCUUGGUAGUGUUAUGCAGAAGCAGCAGGGAUGGAGCAAAGGGAAAUUCGGUAACAUUUUAAAAGAUAUUGAACUGGAGAGAAGCAAGCUCAACCAGUUGUGUAUGGACAAUGCUGAUAUCCGUGAGAUCAGGAAGGUGAAUGACCGAAUAAAUGAACUGCUAUAUCAAGAAGAGCUUUUGUGGAUGCAGCGGUCACGUAUUGAUUGGAUAAAAGCUGGGGAUCGCAACACAAAAUUCUUUCAUCAGAAGGCAGUUUGGAGAGCGAAGAAGAAUAAGAUAGUCAAGUUGUGUGAUGAUGGAGAUACCUGGGUUGAAGACAUACCGACUCUUGAAAAGAUGACUACUGAAUAUUUUCAGAAUAUUUUCACCAAGGACCAUACCCUUGACUCGUAG
This is a messenger RNA of Brachypodium distachyon (stiff brome), 759 nucleotides long. RefSeq lists its product as uncharacterized. The transcript has a single exon. Lineage: Eukaryota; Viridiplantae; Streptophyta; Magnoliopsida; Poales; Poaceae. The record is from RefSeq and is a predicted model, not a curated record. Bases 1 to 759 code for a protein of 252 amino acids.